AUGGCUAAGGAUAAUAACGAGAAAAUAGAGAAAUUGAAAUUAACGACGCCUAGACGACACGUUAAAAGGUAUGCCUCACCAUUUCAAAACAGAAAACUAAAUGGACUAACAUUGAUAAACAAUGGUAGAUCCUCUUACAAUAGGCAUUACAAAGUUAACAAAAUUCCAGUGUUGAAUGGACAAACUAGACAACUGGUAAGAGAACGCCAAAUCGACCAUAUUCGUCAUGAUAGCUCUAAGACAUUAGAAUGGAUGGGAUCUCUUAUAAGUAGGGCAAAAAAUGUCCUUAAGACACUAAAGGAAGAGGAUAUGCAAUUACGUGAACAACUGUACGAAAAUUCUAGAAGAAAAGAACUACGUACGAUGCAUGUUCAAAGCAUUUUAGAUAAAAAAACAGAUUAUUAUGAAAAUAAAAGUACCACAGCCUCAUCAGAUGUAAGUCAAAUUGUUGACGUUCCAAUUGAAGAUAGAAAUGAUACGGAGGAGUUAUCAAAUGAUGAAAAUAUACCACUAAGUGAUGAUGCUUUAGUUAUAUUGACUGAUUCGGAACCUGAAGAGGACGAAAUUAUAAACGAAAAUUAUCCUGGCAGUGAAGAAAUGGAGGAGCAUGCUAUUGGUAGUAGUGAAAUCCAACUACAAGAUGAGAACGAAGGGAAUUUGUUUGGUGAAGAAAGUGAAUAUGAUUCCAACUUAUCAGAAAACGAAGUAUCAGAAUACGACAAUUCUAUAGAAAAAGCAAAUAAAUUAUUGUCUAGUGAUGAUUCCAUAGUUUACCAGGAUAGAGAAGAUGAUGAGGAUAUACAAUCUCAAGAUGAUUCUGUUAUUAAUGAACAACACGGUUCCUACAUUCAACCUGAAAACGUUGCAGAGGUUGAACUGUUACAGGAUGAGGAGGACAAAGAGGAAGAUAUAUCCGUAGAACGCUCAAUCAGCUCAGACAUAUCUCAUGAAGAGAGCAAUAGAUCCUAUGAUGUUGAAGACCAAGAAGGCGAUGAUAUUGAUGAUGGAAUGCAAUACGCCAUGCCUCCUCAAGAAGCAGUCAGCAAUAGUGCACACUUUCUACAGUCAGAUAUUCAAAAGAUUGCUCAUCAGGCAAUUUUCGGAAAUUCUCAUACACAUGAUCAUCUUAAUUAUAAUUCUGAUAGUAUGAAUGAUGACAUUUCUAAUGAAGAAAUAUCAGAGGGCAACGGAUCAGUACCACACACUAAAGAAAAUUAUGGUAACCCUAAAAUGGAUUAUGGAUAUGAAGAUUAUGAAAAUAUAUCAAAACCAGAUGAAGAUAAAUAUGAAUCUGAAGGGCAGGUUGAGGAUGAACCUGAGUCUGCUUAUGAGGGGCAACAUGGUAGUGCCACACCGAAUUCAAACGGGCAAUAUACAGAAGAUGAACAGGAAGAUGAAGAUGAACCUAUCGAAAUUGAGGUUGAGAGUGAACUUAACAGUGAUGACCAGGAUAGUAUAUCGGGCGAUUACCGUUAUAACAACGGUACUAAUCAAAUUGGUUAUCCAUUAAAUGAGGCGUUGCAUGAGGCCUCGGGUGAAGUUUCAAAUGACGUUUCAGAUGAGGUUCCAUCGUCAGGUGGUGUGCAAUCAAUCGCAGAUAUUCUGUCAUCAAUUCCCAAAAAUAUUAUCCAUAAUUAUAAUGACCAAGCAAUUACACAUAACCUAAAUGAAAAUGAAAUAAAUACCCAAGAUAUUGUUGAUGGUAGUAUAAAUAUCGGUGACGAUAGGAUCGUUGAUAAUUUACCGAUCUAUAGUGAUAAGAUAUACCAUGAAGUUCAUGAAGAAAAGGUUGAGAGGGGUUUAAGAGAAGAGGAAUCUAACCAGAAAAACUUGAAUACACUAUUGCAUGAUAAAUUUAAUGCAGGACAAGAGUCAAACGAUUUUAGCACAAUUGAUGAUCGGGUAACAAUUGGGGAGAAGGUAGCUAUUACAGAUUCUACUAUCAAAAAUGCAGAAACUUUUGACCAGGAUGAGAAUACAUUCUAUAAACAUACAAUAGACAAUUCUGAUAUAGAAAAAAAUCCAACGAUUGAACCUAUACAAGACAAGAAUAGAGUUAAUGAAACCUCUCAUGUGCAAAUUGUUACAAGUGACUCCCAUACCAGCUUCGUAAAUGAAGAUACAUCUAUGUAUUUUACAGUUGAUGAGGGUAAUACAAGUUUAACAAACUCGAAGCUUGAUGGAUUUGUUCAAAAUCCAACAACCAAUACUCAAGGCAAGUAUAAAGUUGAAAUCUCAGAGUCUGUUUAUGAGUCUUCUAAUGAAAACCAAAGUGUACUACUGACAAGAAAUAAUCUAAAGUAUACCUCUCCUUUUGGUUCGGAUCCAUUUUCAGCGUCAAGUGAUGUGAAUGAUGUAAACUCACUUUUAAAAGAAACAUUACGUUCUAUUUCGGGAAAUAAAGACUCAUCACAGGAUCUAAUGCAUCAAAUUGACGAAAUUCAGCAGGCCCGACCUGACACAGAGUCAUAUCAUACUGGAAAUUCCGAUGAUAUUAUUUCUGAAGCUGAUGAAAUGGAUGUUUCGCAAAAAGAAAAUCAUGAAAUAGGGGUAGUUGGUACUGGUGUGGAGCAUUUAGAAAAUAACUUAUCUGUAUCUAAGGCAGAGGAUAACUCUGGAGAAUUGAAAAGGGAAGUUCCCCAACACGACAACGUUCUGGUUUCUUCCAAUUCUGAGAAAGAGGAUAUUGUGCUUGACAGAACGCCCGAUUAUGAUAUGCUAGCUUUAUUGGCAAACGUUGCGCAGAAUCACACAGCAGAAAAUGAAAGUUCAGAAAUGGGUAUGGAGCAAAAGUUGGAGGUCAGUCCGCAAAAUGUUUCAAAUGAUAAUUUCGAAGAUAUCUCUAAUGAUAACAGUAAUGGUGAGCACAAUUCUAGCCAGCUACACCAACUUUCUGAACAAGCACAGUAUGACAGAACAAAUAGCCCCCAUAAUGAAGCUAAUAAUAGCGAAGAGGAUAUUUCAAGUGAUGCAGAUGAUGAGAUGGUUACAGCUCUACACGAUAUGGAUGGAAAUAAUGAUAUAGCUCAAUUUGAUCAUAAUUCGGAUGUUUUAAAUGAUGGAGUUCCGAGUACAAAUUUCUCUCCAGAACGUCUGGGUUCACCAGCCUUUCAUAUUUUGGGGGAGGCCAUACAUGCUAACAAUAUUAUUGGAUCUCAAAUCGAAUAUCCAACACCUAUGGAGAGUGCUGCUUCUAGUGAUACAAGAAAUGAGUAUGUACCAAUGUAUCACAGUAAUAGUGAAGAAUUGCGGAUGACAGACAGUGUUAAUUUGUCAGAGGAGCAUUCAGUAGCUGCCGAGCAAGAAAUAGAAUUGCAAGAUGUAAAUAUGAAUGAACCAAUUGACGAGCGUGAGUCGUUUACAUCUCUCAAAUUUGAAGAUGAUAGCUCUUCUAGUGAAGAUAAAGAAGAUGGGGACGUAGAAAUGUUAGAUUCAUCUGAUGUUGAACAAGGUGAACAGUUUCACGAACAAAAAAAACAGAAUAUUGUACAAAAAAUAUUCAGAGCUCCUUUUAAUACAAUUAAAUAUCUUGCUGACAACAUUAAUCACAUUACUAAUGUUACAGCUAGUUUUGUGGAUGAACUCAAUGCAUACCCUUCCGAAAAUGAUACCACUGUGAUUAAUAACGAAGAUGUAUAUCAACAAACAACUGACGCGGAUAUCGCAGGUAGUAAUAGUGUAACGUCAGACGAAUCUAUGGAUUCAGAUGCUAGACUAUUACAUAAUGAUGAUAUGGUUUCUGCUACCAACACUGACAUAUUAUCUGUUUCAAACUCUGAUGACAUAGAUAAAAAUGGUACUUAUGGAGAUAUUGAAAUUCUCGAUGAUACAAUAGAUAAAAUGCCUGACAAACUAUAUGACUUGAAUAAACAAGAAGCUACAAAUCACAUAGAAAUAUUAGAAAAGAAUAUUCAUCCUCAGUUGAUCAAUGAAGAAACCCAAGUACAACAAAAUGAAUUUUCGGACCGAUUUGACAACCAUUCUAAUACAGUGGGAAUGGAAUUGGAUUCCAACCGACCUUCAGAUGUUAAAUUGGAGAAUCCUUCGGAAAUUACAGAAAAAGAAGUAAAUGUUGAAUCUGUGACAAAUAACAACCGAGAUGUUGUUGAGCCCGUUGACAUGGCUUAUAAAAUUCAACUUAACUAUAUUAAUGACAAUAAUGAUGGUAACGGAAACGAUAUCGAUAUCGAUAUCGAUAGCAAUGAUAGGCUGAAUGAUGUUACCUUCGAAAGAAAAAGUGAUGAUAAUAACAUUUCAAGAAAUAUUUCGUUGGAAGUUCAGAUGAAUAAUGCUACCAACAAUGAGGUUAAUAAUGAAGAUAUCAAUAACAGUAACUCCACAGCUGAAAGUACCGCUCACGAAGAAUUUACAAAUACAGAUGUCAGAAUGAACCCUCUCUCAGAUGAAGAAACAGCGCAUGAGAAUACAGCUAAUGACGGUCAUGCGUCAAAUGUAGAGGGAGAAAAUAUUGAACAACAGUUCAGUGUAAACCACAGUGUUACAGAUGACAGUACUGCUAAUGAAGAUAACGUCGCUGAAAUUAGCUCAGAUCAUAACCUAGAACUUGGAGCUAAUCAAGAAGCAUACCAAGAAGAAAUAACUACAUUGGUAACCACAUUACCAGCUCCAUAUUCUGAAGAAGUUGGAGUAACAUCUAAUAUAGAACAAAGUCCUGGUGCUUCUGCUGUAAAAGUAUCUGGCUCAUUGAACUUAUCCGAUAACGAUUCAAAAUAUUAUAGUACGGCAGAUGUUGAUGUUGCUCUAGAUCAUCACUCCUCUAACGAAGACGAGAAAAACGAAAUUUUUCAAAAUAUGUUGGAAGAUGGGCGGAUAAUUAGCACUGAUAAUUUCACAAAUAAUAAUGAGCAAGAGAGGGAAUCGAAUUUUUUAAUUCAACCUGCGUUUCAGGAAGAGUUAAGCCAAAACAGACACGAGGCUAAUGACGAAGACGUAUCUAUGGAACGUAAGGAUGAUUACACGGAACAUCCCUUAGAUGAAAAUAUACUUGGCGUACCUGAUAUAUUACCUAAUCAAUUAUCCUCAGCAAAGCUUGAUGUUGUACCGAGCGAGGAUGUUAAUGAUAACGUUGAGUUGGUAGUAGAGGGAAACCCGGAGGAACCUGAAGCCUCCACAGAUAUCGAUGAUGAUCAGCCAAGCACCGUCUCAUUAUCAAAUAGUAACAAUGUAAAUGAAAAUGAUAUUCAAGUUGGAAAAAUAGACGAACAAGACGAGCAAUUAAAGGAAUCAGAAGAAAUAAAAUCUGCAGUUGCAGAGGAUAAUUUGAUAACUAAGCGCGAAGACCUGUCUGGUUUACUUGAAAACGUGGAAAACGGUAGUUUUAUUAAUAUUGGGGUUGGAGCUAACGAACAAGAUGAUUUUGAGAUUAAAAAUGAAUCGCAUGUUGACAUUCAUAUUUCUGAAGAAGAAAAUACAUCCUUGAUAGUUCCUGAAGAAGAAAAAGAAGAUGAUGAGGCAAUAGAAUUAGCGCAAGAGUCAGAUACUGGAAAAACUAAAGGUCGAAAAGAAGAAACUGACGCUAACGAAAUCAAAUCCCAGUUAGAUGAGGAACAUUCUUUGGUUACUGAAGAUUCUACAGAUGUUAAACCUUCAAAAAGGAAAACGAAAAGGAGACCAAGAAAUUUCCGUAAGAGGAAGAGAGCUAUUACUGACAACUCUUCUCCCGACGGACCUUUCAAACGGACUAGAAGAGGUGUCCUCGAGAAGAAGAACGUCUUCGAAAGAAGAACAAGAUCUUCCAAAAAAUGA
Molecule: messenger RNA, 5766 nt
Organism: Maudiozyma saulgeensis
Lineage: Eukaryota; Fungi; Ascomycota; Saccharomycetes; Saccharomycetales; Saccharomycetaceae
Source: the annotation of a GenBank genome assembly